GGCUCGCUUCAGCAGUGAUCAAUAGACGGCUGUCGUGCGUUCUGUUCGCCUCUCUACCGUGCUCGCGCGAUUCUGCCACACUCCGGUCCAGCGCUGCACAGCAUCUCUUCUGGUCUUUCUGCUGCUCCGUUGACAGAGUCGAGUUUAGGAGGUAUAGUGCAAGUGUGGACGGUCGGGCACCCGGUCGAAAUUUCUGCUGUUUCUUUGGGAUCUACGAGUGCCGGGAGCGACUGCGAGGUGGAACUUCCCCAGUACCAGCAACAGUAAACCGAAAUUUAACAUCAGUGACUUCCUCAAAGCAGGGAAACAUUUCCGAGAACAAGAUGAAGUGGUUAGCGCUAUGUGUGUUGGCCAUCGUAGUGAUUAGUUUGGCAGUGGCUGAUGGAGAAGUUUGGGAGGAGGACGAUCACGAGGUGCUUAUUAGAAGCGAGAGGGGCGCUAAGAAUCGCGAGGAAUGCAGAUACAGCAAAGGCGCAUGGUCAGAGUGCGAUCCGAAGACAAACCAGAGAUCUCGAACGUUGACAUUAAAGAAGGGCAACCAAACCAGCUGCGAGUCUACCAAAACGAUUCAGAAGAAGUGCAAGAAAGCGUGCCGGUACGAGAAGGGUACAUGGAGCGAGUGCAACGCCCAGAGCCAAAUGACAAGAAAUGACAAGCUGAAAGUGAACAGCGACGCGUCCUGCGAGCAGAACAGGCAAAUCACGAAGAAGUGCAAGGCAAAAGGUGCCAAGCCAACGAAAGGUAAGAAAGCUCCCCGUCGCAACAGGCAGUAGAGAAGAAACCAAUUUUAGGCUACAAUCGUUUUGAAUAUUAUUCCAUCUAAAUAGUUCUUCAUCAAUUAUAUAUGAACUCAUGACCUCCAUUUUCUACAUUUCACACUAAAGUCGCCGCUAACAAAGGUUAACGCGGAAUUAAAAGCCAGGCCAGGAAUUGUCGUGUUAUAAAAUUAUAACCAAGCGAUCGUUAAAGGGACGAUAAACAGCCGUAAUGUCU
Molecule: messenger RNA, 993 nt
Organism: Anoplophora glabripennis (Asian longhorned beetle)
Lineage: Eukaryota; Metazoa; Arthropoda; Insecta; Coleoptera; Cerambycidae
Product: midkine-A-like
Exons: 6
Coding region: 324-773 (149 amino acids)
Biological process (GO): mesoderm morphogenesis
Cellular component (GO): extracellular region
Molecular function (GO): heparin binding; growth factor activity
Source: RefSeq, a predicted model, not a curated record